UCUUCCUAUUCUUAUCUCUGUGUUGUGUAGUAAAGCAAGAAAACAGUGUAUUGUAUGGAUAUAACGCGUGCUGGUGGUGGUGCUGGUGGUGGUCAGAAACUAGGUCAUAUCUCUUCGAGUUUCCGUGGGCUGUGUCGUGCUGCUGUGUGCUGGUGCGAGGAAACAACAGUGCGGGAGUGUGGCAUGUGCUGCGUGGGUGGUGUGUGGGCUCGCUGUGCAGUGUGGCGUGGACAGGUGACAAUCAGGCCAAUACCCGGGUGAAAAAAUACGGUUGUUGUUGCGUUGUUGUGCCUUGAGGGAGGAAGAGGUCGUGGCUGCAGUGACGCCGCCGCCGCCCCUCCGCUGACGGCCUCUGGAACCUGUGUAUCGCGACUGUUGUUUAUUCAUACCUGUGUACAUUCCUUCGCGGCGGCAAUGUAUGUCAGUGCAAGGUGGUGCGGCUGUAGUAAUAGUGGUAGCAGCAGCAGUGGUAGCAGCAGCGGGAGUGGGAGUAGUAGGAGUCGUACAGUACGGCGGUGGUGGUAGUAGUGGAAAACCUUAGUGUGGCCAAUUGUGAUGAUGGUGUCGACGAUGCAACACCUCAUGAAGCAGCACAGACACAGACACAAACACAAACACAAGGGGAGCAGAAAUACCAGCGUGCGUUGAGUCAGAUAAGAAUAAUGAGGAGUCAGGGUGUGGGGAUGUGAUAAGGGCCAACGAGGGCGGAAGAAGGGAAGGCAGUAUCCCACCCACCUUCCCCACACCUCCCUCAACACGCAGCGUGGUGUACUGUUAGCAAAAACGCAAGAAAAUAAUGAAAAAAAAAAAAAAGAAAAGAACGGCUGAGUCAUUGAAAGAUUACACUCGCAAACAUGUCAGUUUUUUGCAUGCAUGUGGCUCUUGGGUGGUGAAGGUGGUGGUAGUGGUGAUGGUGAUGGUGCCAUACUUGAAGGAGUGUCAUUAAUGGUGAGGAUGGUGAAGGGUAUACUGAUGAUGACAUAGUGGUGAAAUAGUAAUAAAAGCAUAGUUGUAAAGGUAACCGCAGUGGUGAUGACAUGACAAAAUGAUGGUAGACGUGACAUAGUAGUGAUGAUGUACUUAGAAAAAGUGAUGAUGUUCUGGUGAUGACGGUGAGGCGGUGAUGCUAAACUCAAAAGUAACAUAAGCAGUGGUGACAUUGAUGACACAUGAUACCAUUGAUGAUAUAAUGUUGUUAUACUGUAAAGAUGGUGACUGUACCAAUAAAUAACGCACCAAAACACUAUCACAUCCACUACGUCCCAUAAGAUGCGUCAAUAGCGUUAUGGGGAUCUGGACAUGACAAAGGCGGCAGUGGUGGUGGUGGGGGUAGUAGCGACAGGCGGCAGGCAUCACAAGGGUCACCAAGAUACAAACAAGGCAGGCAGUGGCGGCAGUGGUGCGGCAGUGUGAUGGUGUAGUGGCAGAAUGGCGCCACCAGGAUAGUGAUAAUGGCGGCUGGAGUUGUUGUAUCAGUCACGCAGCGGUGGCGGGAGGUAGUGGCGGAGUAGUGAAAGAGGGAGUGAGGGAGAGUGUCGCGGCGCGUGGUGGACUGGUGGUGGCGGUGGUGGCAUUAGUGGCACUGGGCGGCGAUCGUGGGAGGAGUGUAGCUCUUCGCUUGCUGGGACUGAAUGAACUGACCAACGCGGACGUACUUAGUCGCCUCACAUGUGCUGUGUAUUCAGAUGUAUCAGCAACACUAACAUAAACAUAUUCUGUGUUGGAAGAAGUGAGUGACGUGAAGAAAUACAAAUGAACGAGUGACUUCAGGCUCACGGGCAGUCAUGGAGCUGACUUGAAUAAUGUGAAAGUGACAAUGAACUUAAGAAACAUAAGCGAAAACAAAUAUGAGUACCAAAAAAUGAAAGCAAGUCGAAGGAAAAGAAAACCAUAUUGAGUGAACAUGGGAGGGAAGAAACUAAUUAUUCACAAGACUUUGAACACUUAUGAAGUACGAUAAUUGUUGGAACUUCUACGAGACAAACGAGGCAUAGAAAAAGACGUCAUUGUUUUGCAGCAGUCUCAGGAUGAAGAGGAAAGAUGCAGUACCGAGGGAGUGGCGGUGGGAUGAGUGCGCGGCACCCCAAGGUUCGUGACCCGCGACACUUGCUGGACAGUGCUCCCCGCGCCCCGGACGCAGCGCCGCCCGCCACACCUCGUGACUCCCCCGUCCCGGCAGCCCCCGCCAGUGUGGCCGCUGUUGUCAUGGCCAACAGCGUGGAGGGCGCCGCGCCGCAGCCCUCCAGGCAGCCAGCAGCCUCGGAGGUAGAGGUGGCGGCGGGGAAGGAGGAGCGGCGGCCCAUCGAGCCUGUGCCCAAGAAGCGGAGGCUGCUGCAGGCGCAGGACGAGAGAGAGGACAUCCUGGCGAAGGUGAUCUCUGAAGUGGGUAUUGAUGAUGACUCUAACUUGGUGGAGGGCUACGUGGAAGACCUGCCCAUCUCCGGCCAGGGCGAGGGCGUGGUGGGUCUGUCCUACACAAAGGAAGUGCGGCCCCCUCACCCAAGUCUGCCUCUCCCUCCCAGGCUGAGAGUCACAGACCCUCGCAUGCGUCCCGCCUUCCCCUACCAGACCCUGGAGGGGCCCUACGUUGUGAGAGGACUGCGACCCCCAUACCCCCAUUACGCAGCCAGGCCCCAUGACCUCAUAACUCAGCAGGGACCCCCGCCACAGUACCGCCCAGUGAACGCCUACCCUCCCCGCCACUACCCGCGGGUGCCCCAACCGCCGCCACAGACCCUAGCACGGCUGCCCAUGGUGCGGCCCUCUGACCGACGUUUGUCUCCCCGCCACGGCUCUCCACCCGUGCCCCGUCACUUCCGUCCGCCCCCUCUCCACACCUCACCCACGGGGCCCCCACCAAUGCACCAGACUCACGAGGUGCACCACGUUUUCGCCGCCCCAUCACACCCCGCCGCCUUGCCGGGCUCCAGUCCGGAAUCCCCAACACACCUCUACCCGAGUGGACCGCUAGGUCGCCCUGAACUCAAGGAUUCCCACCUGCGUGAAGUGUAUGUUCCUGUUCUCCCCCUUCCGGGCGGCCCCUACGCCAACCUACACCCCAGGAUACCCGAGGGCUUCACCAGGCUGCCCUUCGAUCCGAGAGCAGCGCUUGGGAGGGAGAGGACGCCUCAUCAGGUGGUGGUGGCGCCACACCUGCCCCCGAGGUCUGUCUACCCACCAGAACGGCUUCCCGGCACUGAGCCACCGUGGCGAUCCCAGCCUGCGGGAGACGAUGCGUGGAGACCUGCCAGGCGAGUGAUAGAGCCCCCGGCGCCCUGUGUGGAACUGAUCCCCAUCGGGCCUCUCCGCAGCUCCACCGCCACUACGCCUUCACCGGAGGAUGGGCGCGUGUCAGACCCCGAUAACAAGCCUUCCGGUACACACCCCCCACCGGAAUCCAGGCCCCAGGCUGGAGUGGAGUGCCGUAGACAGUCAGCCCCGGCCCAGAGUGAUCAGCCCCAGCGACCCCCAAUCACCCAACGCUCCCUGUCUUCUGAUCCGCCCUUUGGUGACGCAGUGAACGCCGUCCCGCUGGUGGAGGCGCGUCAGGUGGACGGCCGUGUGGUGACCAACAUUAUUACGGGGGACAGAGUGUACAAUGGCAGAAACGCGCCCUCUAAAAGAAUUAAAAGGACAAGUAUGUCGUGCGAGGAGGAGGCGAGGCCGUCUUCCUCGAACAGUGACGUCACCGUCGAGAAAGAGGUUUACAUUGACCGUGACGGUGGCACGGUGACGCCCCAGAGUGGACUGCCCACUCUUUGUGACGACGCGGGUCCCGCCCUGUCGCAGUCGACCAGAACCUGUAGGCCUGCCUCCGAGCCGCCCUCGGGAACCAUGGCGCCGCCUGUCACAGGAAGGCGGCCUGCCUCAGUGCCUGCCGCGGGAACAACCUCGGUACUGUGUCCACGGAGCGAAGUCCUGGAAGACGCGGCGUUCACGGAGCGCCUGCAGUUGGUGCUGAACGACCUGGUGUCCGUGCCCGGGGCCACUCAGCUGCAGGAGCUGUCGCGCUCUCCCGCCAGGCUGCUGAGCACUGUGCUGAGGCGCUGGGGCGUGCAGCCCUCCUCACACCCAGACUUACAGAAACGGCUGCGGGAGGACUUUAAGACGAUGGUGAAGUUAUGCAUGCCGCCCACGCUGCUGCAGGACUUUGGGUGGGAGUCUUGCAGCUCAGAGGAGAUUCUCACGCAACUCAUCCAGCUCUCCCAUAACGGAAAUUUGGAGCGGCCGUCCAGCAUAACCAGCUCCAUCCCGCUGGACGAGGCCCUGGAGGACGACGUCUUCAGCCCCUCCACCCCUCACCCACUCCACCCAGCCCCUCUGCCUCUCCAGCCCCCACCAGCUGCCUCCCAACACUCUCACAACACUCCACCAGCCUCCCAGCCCACUCAGCCCUCACCAGCAGCCUCCCAGCCCUCUCAGUCCCCAUCACCAGCCUCCCAGCCCUCUCAGCCUCCACCACCAGCCUCCCAGCCCUCUCAGCCCCCAUCACCAGCCUUCCAGCCCUCUCAGUCCCCAUCACCAGCCUCUCAGCCCCCUCAGCCUCCACCACCAGCCUCCCAGCCCUCUCAGCCUCCACCACCAGCCUCCCAGCCCUCUCAGCCCCCACCACCAGCCUCCCACCCCUCUCAGCCCCCAUCACCAGCCUCUCAGCCCCCUCAGCCUCCACCAGCGGCCUCCCAGCCCUCUCAGCCCCCAUCACCAGCCUCUCAGCCCCCUCAGCCUCCACCAGCAGCCUCCCAGCCCUCUCAGCCCCCAUCACCAGCCCCUCAGCCCUCUCAGCCCCCAUCACCAGCCUCUCAGCCCCCUCAGCCUCCACCACCAGCCUCCCAGCCCUCUCAGCCCCCACCACCAGCCUCUCAGCCCCCUCAGCCUCCACCACCAGCCUCCCAGCCCUCUCAGCCCCCACCACCAGCCUCCCAGCCCUCUCAGCCUCCACCACCAGCCUCCCAGCCCUUUCAGCCCCCACCACCAACCUCCCAGCCCUCUCAGUCCCCAUCACCAGCCUCCCAGCUCUUUCAGCCCCCACCACCAGCCUCCCAGCCCUCUCAGUCCCCAUCACCAGCCUCCCAGCUCUUUCAGUCCCCACCACCAGCCUCCCAGCCCUCUCAGUCCCCAUCACCAGCCUCCCAGCUCUUUCAGCCCCCAUCACCAGCCUCCCAGCCCUCUCAGCCCCCAUCACCAGCCUCCCAGCCCUUUCAGCCCCCAUCACCAGCCUCCCAGCUCUUUCAGCCCCCAUCACCAGCCUCCCAGCCCUCUCAGCCCCCAUCACCAGCCUCCCAGCCCUCUCAGCCCCCACCACUAACGUCCCAUCCUUUUUCCACCACAUCACUAGUCUCCCAACCUUCUCAGCCCCAUGCAACACCCCUUCAUUCCCAAUCAGCUGUCUUCCAGUCCUCUGAGACCCCACCUCAGUCCACACUUCUGACUUUACAGCUGUCUCGGGUCCAGCCACCAAGAGCCCAUCAGCCCCCUCCAGCAGCCUCUCAGUUCUCUCAGCCCCCAUCUCAAAACUCCCAGCCCUGCCCUCUCCGGUCACCAAGCUCUCAUCCCUCUCAGCCCCUACCACCACCCUCCCAGCCCUCUCAUUCGCAGCCAUCAAUUUUUCAACCCUCUCAGUCCCCAUCAGCAGCUCCUCAGCCCCCAUCAAUAACCUCACAGUCCUCUCAACCCCAGCCUUCUCAGCCCCAAUACUCAGUCUCACAGCCCUAUCAGCCCCCACCGGCAGACCCUCAGCCCCCUCACUCCUCACCACCAGCCUCCCAGUCCAUUCAGCCCUUUCAUCAAGCUUCAGUCCCCUCUCUAUCCUCACCGCCUGCCUCCAAGCACCUUCCUUCACCCACUCUCCCUUCUCGUCCCUCUCACCUCUCACUCUCCUCCCCGCAGCCCUCUCAUCCCCCCACUCACCCUCACACCCCACAGUCCCCUCACCUCCAGUCCCCCACAUCUAGGCCCACUCAUCUCCCCCGGCAUAUCUUCCAGACCUCUCAACACCCGGCGCACUUCACGCAGCCCACCACUCACCACCAGACACACACCAGUCAGACCUCUCAUAUUCAUUCCCCUACAUCACAGCCCUCUCAUUUCCCAUUCUAUGUGUCCCGUCACCCGUACCCCCCACAGCACACCUCUCAGCCCCUCCCACUCACAUCCCGGCCCACGCAUCCACUCGUACCCUCCCCUCAACCUCUCCCCCACUCAUCCCAACCCUCUUCUCUCCCACCACAGAUCCCUCAGGUUACUUAUCAUCAAUCCCACGCGUCCAGGGCCCCUCCCCUGUCACUAACAUCCACUCAACCCCUUCCCCAUUCACCCCACCCCUCUCAGACCUCGCCACAUUCCCCGCACACCAUUCCCCACUUCCCUACAAAGGCUGAUAAAUUGUCAUACCCAAGGUUUCAGUACCACACACAAGCCUACCAACGCCCUCCACUUCCCUAUAGAUUCCCCACUCGCCCCUCGCAGCCUCCGCCUCAUCAUGGUGUUAGGAAUGCAACCAUGACGUCCCCAGGGAGUGUAGAGAACUUCCAUCAGCACUUCCGUCAGCAGCAGCACCAGCACCACCAGCAGCAGCAUCAGCAGCAACACCAGCAUCAGCCUGUGCGGUUCCCUUCUGGGAAAUGUAUAGGGAGCGAUGACGUGACGAGGCCCAAGGUCCACACCACAACUAACGGCCAAGCAUCGCCGCCCAGCAAAGGCCUCCCCACCUGAGCACGAUAAGAAAAAAAAAAAAGUGUAUCAGCUUAGCGGUUGGCACUCCUGUUAGCACCGAGGCUGGCACCAUCUCAUCGUAAAACUUUCAGCUUCGCGAGUAUCGAAGUCUCGAAUCCCUUCUUCACAGAGUCAACGCAGCGCCUGGCAUCUCCUCGUACCUUCGAGUACGCUUACUGAGUGGAGGCGACAGUGGCAGUAGAGCCACAGAGAUGAGAAUCCUUGUGGAAGCAUGAAAGAAGCUCACGUGUGAAUAUUUUAGCUGGGAACGUUUGAGAGGGAAGAACAAUACAGGUGGAGAAUGUGGGGGUGAACAGAAAAAGACUAUUUUGAAGAUGCUUUCCUCCCAUUCCAUAUUACAAAACAACGGUUCAUAUCCAUUAGCUCGGAAAAGUAGCCCCGUAACGUGUGCGGAAAGACAAAAUAGGAGUCGGGAGUGAAAGGUGUAGUGGUGGACAGAAAAUAACUGUUUUAGAGGGUAUUUUCUCUUCCUAUUCCAUCCGCAGUACAAUCACAGUGAUCCAUGUUCAUUGCUGGCUCAGAAAGGUAGUGUGAUGAGAGGCAUAGGACAGCAUGGGAGGCGGAGUGCUUCCCUGCUACCGCCCUCCCCCCUCCACGUCCCCGUCCCGUUCUUGGUUGUCAUGUGGUAGUAAAUGUUUUGGCAGACGAAUGCACUGUUAUUCUAGCUUCCUGUCAGUCCUGCUGAUUGUAGAUUUCUUAUGUUGUUGUGCAAAUGUUCGAUAUUUUAAUAAUAGCAAUAUUUUAGUUUUGCACUUAAUUUUAUACUAGUUCUUUGCCCUCUUCUCUUUAUCAUGUCACAAAUUUAUGUUCCUGUAGUUUGCUCAGACGUACUUUUCUGUACUAUAUUUUUUUUUUCCCCACGCUGCACUAAUGCGUGAUGAAAUUAAACCUACCAGUGUCUUCCAUUGACAUGACCGAUCUUAACUACUCUCUCUCUCUCUCUCUCUCUCUCUCUCUCUCUCUCUCUCUCUCUCUCUCUGUUACUCCACGAGCAUCGCUCUGUCACGUGUCGAGGCGCUGCGGGAUGUGCUAUUAUUUUCAUUACUCAGGAAAUUUCAGAUCUCACUCACAGGUGCACAAGGCGUUUGGUGGAUCGCUUAGGUUUGAAUCAGAACGCGAAUAACUUCCUGCAGUACGACCACUCUUCAGCGUGUUCCCUUAACCUGUAACCUCUGAUCUGCUGGCAACCUCCCCUCAAAACAUGACAUCUAACAAACUACUAGGACGAUCUAACAUUGAGGGAAAGGAAAGUAUAGUUGAUGUGAAUGCGAUGUCUUUGUUACUUGACUUCUGACAAUGCACGUACGUACAUCCAAUAGUAAUAGACAAGGUAGUAAUGUACUAACUUUGGGUACGCCUAAGCUUCCCUAUACUGAGUUAUACAAAUUUUAGUAAAUACCUAACGAUUAUUAAUCCGCCAUGGUGUCUAUGUAGGACUUUAUUCUGAAACACUUCUGCGCCACAACCCGACUACUUUCAAAAGACUCCAAUUAAAGUUAUAGUGGUUUUUAAAAUUGCUUUAUGGUUCUAGUGAAAGAUUAACAAGAUUUCUACAUUAUCAACAGGAGAAACACUCUUGAGAACCUAUCUAAGCAUCUCUGUGGCCUUUGAAAAUAGUCGUGGUGAGAGAGCAAAGCGUUUCAAAACACGGGCCUUAUCAAGAGAGGGAUGAGAGAGGCGAGUGUACUGGAAAAAUGUAAUCUUAGACCUUUCCCUUUUUAUUUUCCCGCUAUGGGCAUUUCCUCCCUUUGGCAUCUUUUUUUCAACCAUUAGUCUAACGUGUUCUGCCAUGUGUUUUUUUUUUUUUUUCGCUUUGUAUUUUGUCAUCAUAUCAUGUUAUUGAAUUUAUCGAAGGGAGAAAUGACUAGGAUAAGGUGUCAGCGGGGAAAAUGUAUGGGUGAAAAUGUAUAAAGGAAAAACGUAGUGUAUGUGAAAUCAGAGGAAGAAUAUCAUGGGGAAAAUGUUUAAAGGGAAAAUGUGUGUGGAAUCAGAGGGAAAUAUGUCACGGUAAAAUAUCACAGGAGAAAAUACUUAAUAAGGAGAAUGUAAAGGGGAAAUGUCCUGGAAGAAGAAAUAAAUGUCCAAUUAGGGAAACGAUUAGUAGGGAAAAUGACCGAGGGAAAAGUGCCAUAGUGAGAAAAUGUUCAGAAGGGAAAGUAUCUGAGGGAAAAGUGUCUUAGGAAGAAAAUAUUCAAGAAGGGAAAAUGUCUAAAGAGAAAAGCGUUUUUUUUUUUUUCAUUUCAUUUAUUUAUUUCAUUAUUUUUAUUUCAUUAUUAUUAUUAUUAUUUCAUUAUUAUUUCUUUUUUUUUAUGUAGGAGAGGCACCGGCCAAGAGCAACUAAACUAUAAGAAAUAAAAAAAAAAAAAAAAGACCCACUGCGGUGCGAGUCCUCAAACAAUCAGAAAUGAUCGUCAAAAACUGAAGGAUAAGUGUCUUGAAACCUCCCUCUUGAAAGAAAGCAUUCAAAUCACAGGAAGGAAGAAAUGCAGAAGCAAGCAGGAAGUUCCAGAAUUUACCGGAAAGGGAUGAAUUAUUGUGAGGGAAAAAGUAUUCUAGCAAGGAAUUAUUCAGAAGGGAAAAUGUCUGAGAGGGAAAUUUAUAUGGGGAAACAUUAGUGAGUCCCGAGCGAGGCAGCAAGAGGUGGCGCCAGGUGGUGCGUGGUGCAGGUGGUGGUGUCAGGGUAAUACAGUACAGUGGCUAGUGGCGUGCAGGUGGUGGAAAUGCCAAUGUGCACUCGUGGAUUGUGGUAAAGAAUUCCAAGAAAGUGAACGAACGGUAUUAUCUCUGUAAGCUGCGUCAGUCAUUUCUCGGAGUGUUUCAUCCUGUGUUCCAAAAUGCUGACUGUUGAUUCAUUCCCGUUGUUGUGUGUGUAUGCAUGACUCUCUGUGUGUGUGUGUGUGUGUGUGUGUGUGUGUGUGUCACAGUUCAAGGGUUUUCACUCGUCUAUCUACCUCUUCAAUGUACAUAAGCAGGCUAGAGUUAGGAGAUAUCGUCGACUGCGUGUUUUACUUAAUAUUUGUUGCAACUUUGCAUAAAUUAUAUACGUAGGUUACAUCUUGUCAUUGGCUGUAUGGCUAAGGUGUGUAUGAGAUGUGUGUGUGUGUGUGUGCGUGUGUGUGUUGUUAUUCUACGGGGAUAUUUUUACUUAUGGGUUUGUAGUGUGACCAAAACUGGGAAAACUGAUAUGCCAAAUGUGAAAAUAAAUUUUGUAGUUAU
Molecule: messenger RNA, 9948 nt
Organism: Scylla paramamosain (green mud crab)
Lineage: Eukaryota; Metazoa; Arthropoda; Malacostraca; Decapoda; Portunidae
Product: proline-rich protein 36-like
Exons: 6
Coding region: 2041-6711 (1556 amino acids)
Source: RefSeq, a predicted model, not a curated record